Messenger RNA from Emys orbicularis (European pond turtle), 801 nucleotides. Its product is annotated as E3 ubiquitin-protein ligase TRIM39-like. Gene Ontology annotation, molecular function: ubiquitin protein ligase activity; protein binding. Gene Ontology annotation, biological process: protein ubiquitination. The record is from RefSeq and is a predicted model, not a curated record. Gene Ontology annotation, cellular component: cytoplasm. Lineage: Eukaryota; Metazoa; Chordata; Testudines; Emydidae. The transcript has 4 exons. Bases 1 to 801 code for a protein of 266 amino acids.
AUGCUCGGCGCUACAGACUCAGCCAUGUACCCCGAGGAGGACUGGCCCAGCCUGCCCCGGACCCGGUACACCGAGGAGGACUGGCCUGGCCUGCCCCGGACCAGCGGCCCCGAGGAGGAGCCAAGUCUGCCCCCUGCCAGCUGUCCUGGGGAGGAAUUGUCGAACCAGCCCCCCAGCCCCGCCACCGAGGAGCCGAUGCUGGUGGACUGGCCUGAACCCAGCCCCACCACCGAGGCUAAGGUGGACGUGACUCUGGAUCCAGACAUGGCAAAUCCCAACCUCAUCCUGUCUGAGGAUCGGAAACGUGUGAGAGAUGGAGACACAUGCCAGUAUCUGCCCGACAACCCUGAGAGAUUUGAUACAUAUCCCAUUGUCCUGGGCGCUGAGGUUUUCGCUGGCGGGAGGCGUUACUGGGAGGUGGAGGUGGGAAACAAGACAGGUUGGACUCUGGAGGUUUGUAGGGAAUCUGUGAGCAGGAAGGGGGAGGUCACAUACACACCUGGGAAUGGAUACUGGGCCGUGGUGCUGAGGGAUGGGGGAUACACGGCCUGCACCUCCCCCUCGACCCCCCUCCCCGUGAGCGUCAGGCCCAGCCGGGUGGGGAUUUUCCUGGACUAUGAGGCGGGCGAGGUCUCGUUUUACAAUGUGACUGACAGGUCCCAUCUCUUCACUUUCACUGACACCUUCUCCGGGACGCUCCGCCCUUAUUUCACUCCCCAUCUCAACAUUGGGGGUACAAACGCAGCUCCCCUGAUAAUCUGCCCGGUCCCAGCUCAGGCCGGAGGGAAUCUCUGUCCCUGA